UUUCAUUUUCUUCUCUCUGCUGCUCGGCUUGCUGAAACAAGUUCUGAUUUCUGAGGAUUUUGUUCUUCAGCGCCGCCGAGAAGAUUCGAAACCGGAGCGAAGCUAUGACGACGAUUGUUCCCACUUCCGAAGAAGAUCCUUUUCUCGCUGUUGUCCGAUUCACUUCCCAGCUCGCCUGGGCCGAUGCUGGUCCCGAGGCUGCAGAACCAGAAAUUACUAGGCUAUGUAAGGAGGCUGAGGAGUCGAUAGGAGCAGGGAAGUCGCUUGAAUUGGCUACCUUAAUGGUAACUUCUGCUGAAUUGGUAUCUUCCAAGAUAUCUGAGAAAGAUCUUGAGUGUACCUACACCAUAAUUUGUAGUCUUGUUAAGAAUGUGAAAAGCCCUGAGGAACUCCUCGAAAUGGUGAAAGUUAUAUCUUCCAAGGUUGCUCAACAACCGAGUGACAAAGCUUCACUGCGUUUGAAGAUCCUCUUCAAUCUCUACAACCUUCUCGACCAUCCGUAUGCUCGCUUUCAAGUGUACAUGAAAGCUCUAACACUGGCUGUUGAUGGCAAGGUUACUGAGUACAUAGUUUCUUCUUUUAAGAAGAUUGAUAACUUCUUGAAAGAGUGGAAUAUCGACAUUAAACAUCAGAGGGAACUCUUUCUUGCCAUUGCUUAUGUGCUGAGAGAAAACAAAAGCUUGGUGAAAGAAUCCCUUACGUUCUUGACUAAGUAUCUAGCGACUUUCUCUAAUGAGGAGGCUCAGGGCCUAGAUGAAGCUAAGGAGGAGGCUGUGCGUGCAGUUAUCGAAUUUGUCAAAGCUUCCAGUAUUUUCCAGUGUGAUUUAUUGGACUUGCCAGCCGUAGCGCAGUUGGAAAAGGAUGCUAAAUAUGCACCGGUUUACCAGCUUCUGAAGAUCUUUCUUACACAGAGACUAAAUGCCUACACAGAAUUCCAAAUUGCGAAUUCGGAUUUUCUGCAAAGCUAUGGGCUUGUCGAUGAAGAUUGUCUUACGAAAAUGAGAUUGUUGUCACUAGUCGACUUGGCUUCUGAUGAAUCUGGCAAAAUACCUUACGCUUCAAUUAAAGACACGCUAGAGGUAAACGAAGAGGAGGUCGAGUUAUGGAUUGUGAGGGCAAUAACUGCGAAAUUGAUUGAUUGUAAGAUGGAUCAGAUGAACCAAGUUGUAAUUGUCAGCCGCUGUUCCGAACGUGAAUUUGGGACAAAGCAAUGGCAAUCUCUUCGAACAAAGCUUGCGACUUGGAGGGACAACAUUUCAAACAUCAUAACUACAAUCGAAUCGAACAAGGUAACCGAGGAAGGUUCUCAGGCAUCAUCAUCAUCUGCUGUAGCAAUUCAAGGGUUGACUGUUCGUUGAAAAAGCUAUCAAGAGAAACCGUUUGCAUCCCCAGAAAAAGCUCAAUUCUAGAACGAAUCUUUUGUUUUCUUAAAGCUUUCACUCUCUGUGUAUUUGCUUGCAGAGUUUUGUGGUCUUUGAAUCUUUUUUGUCCUUAAAUCAAUGCGGAGACUUCUGCUAUACAAUAUUUUUUGCUUAAUAAUGUUCUUAUUUCGUUGCCA
Molecule: messenger RNA, 1558 nt
Organism: Camelina sativa (false flax)
Lineage: Eukaryota; Viridiplantae; Streptophyta; Magnoliopsida; Brassicales; Brassicaceae
Biological process (GO): cytoplasmic translational initiation
Cellular component (GO): eukaryotic translation initiation factor 3 complex; cytoplasm
Molecular function (GO): translation initiation factor activity
Source: RefSeq, a predicted model, not a curated record